GAUUUGUUCACUGUUGUUGCCCUUAGCUUCAUCAUCUUCCCCUGGUCCCGUAGCCAUGAUUCUCCGGCACUUCAUACCCCAGUCAUUACCUUUCAACCUGUUGUCCUUACUUUUGUUAUUAUCUUACACGGUUCUUGUAACGGCAGAAGACUUUGAUUGCCAUGUGACGACUGGAGGGUUGAAAUGGGACCUUACGCCGCUGGAGGGCUCGCACACGCUGUUCAGAACACGAGACUCGCCGCCCACGACUAUGGAAGAUGAACUCAUAUUCAAUUUGUGUAACGACUUGAAACCAAUAAAUGGUGUGCCGGACGACGAACAGUGCCAGCCUGGGACAAGGGCAUGUUUGAGGAAGACGAACAAGAAGCCCGAGAGUGCAGACCGGGUGAUUGCUGUCAUACCUGUCGCGUCGACGUCAACCCUUGAGCCAGAAUAUUCACAGCUUGAUUCACCGAAAGGACUCUCCUUGACAUUUCAUGGAUUUCCAUACCCCAACUCUGGAGACUCCCAGUCUAUCGAAUUCUCUCUCUUCUGCGCCGACGAUGCAGACCCUAAAGCAGAUCCCAAAUUUGUCUCAUAUGAGAACGGAAAAGUACGUGUCGAUUGGAAUACACCCUCAGCGUGUGGUUUUUCGGAUGACCAGCCUCCGCCACAAUCCCCACCACAAGAGGAUGACGACACGCCUGCGGAUAGAGGUGGUGGAGAGAGCGGCGAGAAACCAGCGAAGAGGGGCAGUGGACUUGGAUUCUUCUUCCUUGUCCUCCUUCUAGCAUUUUCAGCGUACUUCAUGCUAGGUGCAUACUACAACUAUUCCACAUAUGGUGCCCGCGGCGUGGAUCUUAUACCACAUCGAGAUUUCUGGCGCGAAGUGCCAUACAUGUUGCAAGACGUUGUAUCUCAUUUAUGUUCAACGGUUCGACCACAGCGAUCGACUCGUGGAGGGUACAUUGCCGUAUGAUGACCACGUUCUGUUCCUGGGACCAUGUUUCUAUUCAAGCGUUUCAGAUAUAAAGCUGGUAUAUGCAUAUUGACUUAAUUACCCUAACGCCUUUACACCGUUAAACUACGCUGGGAACAGAAUGGAGGUACGAGGUGAAUGAAGAUGUAACUUUCUUUGAAAUCGAUCCAGAUGAAAAUUACAAAGUUCAGUUAAUUAGCAAUGCUGCUGUGAACAGGCACAACCAAUCCGUCGUGUCACCCCUCAGCGGUUUUCAAUCAAACCUCCGCUGUAACGCCACUGA
Molecule: messenger RNA, 1241 nt
Organism: Suillus subaureus
Lineage: Eukaryota; Fungi; Basidiomycota; Agaricomycetes; Boletales; Suillaceae
Product: autophagy-related protein 27
Exons: 5
Coding region: 56-958 (300 amino acids)
Source: RefSeq, a predicted model, not a curated record